This is a messenger RNA of Mesorhabditis spiculigera, 369 nucleotides long. Lineage: Eukaryota; Metazoa; Nematoda; Chromadorea; Rhabditida; Rhabditidae. The record is from the annotation of a GenBank genome assembly.
AUGGUCAAGCCAAAGCAGGGCGAGAAGAAGAGGAACACCAUCAGCGAGGUGGUGACCCGCGAAUACACCAUCAACCUGCACAAGCGCCUCCACGGAAUCGGCUUCAAGAAGCGUGCUCCCCGCGCCGUCGACGAGAUCCGCAAGUUCGCCGAGGAACAAAUGAAGACCAAGGACGUACGCGUUGACAUUCGCCUUAACAAGGCGGUCUGGUCCAAGGGAAUCAGGAACGUCCCCUACCGCAUCCGCGUUCGUCUUAGCCGCCGCCGCAACGAUGAUGAGGACAGCCCGCACAAGCUCUACACCCUCGUCACCUACGUGCCUUGCACCAACUUCAAGAAGCUCACCAACGUUAACGUCGACAACGACGAG